Lodderomyces beijingensis is the source of this 3459-nucleotide messenger RNA. Lineage: Eukaryota; Fungi; Ascomycota; Pichiomycetes; Serinales; Debaryomycetaceae. The record is from the annotation of a GenBank genome assembly.
AUGGCAAAUAGGGACGAAGACCAACUACUCCAGGAUGCGUCGACGCUACUAAUGUUUGCAAAUGCAGCAGCCCGACAGCAGCUGAACCAGGGCUCGCCCAAGGAGGCUGUUCAUUCGCCUCCUUCUACCUUGGAACAACAGGUGCAACUGCAAACGAAAUCGCAACGGCAGCCGCAACCGCAACCGGCUUUGCAUGGAGGAAAUCAACAGCCGUUGCAAAUACCACUUGUGCCCCAAGCUCAACAACUACCGCAGCACUCGUCUCCUCAGUUUUAUGGUCCUUCGCAAGUCCAACAAGUCCAACAAGUCCAACAAGUCCAACAAGCGCCGCAAGCUCCACUGUCAGCACACCCACAUGUACCACCAGAAACGCAACAAAUGCCAUCAUUCAAGCCACAGCCCACAUCCGCACCAAUAACUCCUGGCAUUUUCAGUAACCGUCGUGAUUUGCGCACGCUGAUGCCGGACAUUUACAACCCAGCGCCUACUUUCAUUACACACACAGUGGACACGGUUGCAAGUUCAGUUCAACAACAACAUCAAAAACAAGUCGUCCAUCCAAACGAAACAAAGCCAAAGACUCUCAAAAAGGCUCCUCGCAAAAGCUCCAUCAAUAAAUUAAUGAACACGCCCGAACCUCAGAAACCAGAAGACAACACUCCCACGCCGUCAGUGCCCACGCCGUCAGUGCUGUCAGUGUCAUCAAUGCCGUCACAGCCGCCGGCGCCUUCUGCUACUGCGCAAACUUCCCGAAAGACGGUGUCACCUCCUGCAACCAAAGCAAACACCUUCAAAAAGACCCACGAGCGAAGCCGCUCAACGCUGGACCCUUAUGUCUCAAAGGUGCAACUAAAGAACCCUUUAUCGCCAGCAACAAGAUACGAGAGAGGUAUUGAUAUCAGAACCAGGGAGAGGGAUACGAAUAAUGCGGUCAUUGCCGCUGCCGCAUUAACGGCGGCAGCAGAUAUACCGUUCCCACUAAAAUCUACGCUGUCAGCUCCUGCUUCUGUUACUGUCUCCAAGACAGAAAUUCCAACCGCUUCGCAAGAUGUAGUACUGCAAGCGGUGUCAGCAGAGCCAUCUGUACCAUCAGUAUCAGCAGAACCAAAGGUGACAUCAGUGUCACCUAAGCAAGCUACCGCGGAGGAGGAAAAAAGCAAUGUCAGGCAUGAGGCUUUCAAAGAGACAACCCUCAAUCUGAAAGUCAAAGUGGUAAAGUUUGAAGCCCCUCCUCUAUCCAGUUAUCAGGUAGACCCAGAUUCGGGAUUGAUUGGAUGUAUUUGUGGCAUUGAAGAUGACGACGGUUUCACCAUCCAGUGUGAUAUCUGCUUCCGUUGGCAGCAUUGUGUUUGCAUGGGAUAUGAAAAUGGAGACGAAGUGCCUGAGGAUGAAUACAAGUGCUACUAUUGCGAUCAAGAGAAAUGGGGUAGAUUCGACUCCCAGGCGGCAAGAGAAAAGACUGUGAGACGACUAGAAAGCGAACGGGUUGAACAAGAGGAGAGGGAAGUUGAGUCAAGAAACCAGGCAAAACAAAAACUGCAGUCUCCAAAGCCGGCUCAGGAGAGUCCACCUAGUAUUCCUCCUCCUCCUCUUCCUAACAACAAAAGAAAGCUGCUGAGCUCAGAGAAGGGAGAAAAAAAGAGGAAAACAGAUGAAAAACUUGUGGUGAAAACCGCGGUAGGCAGCGGCGGCGGCGGCAGCAACAACAACAAUAACAAUAAUAACAACAAUAACAGCAACAACCUUCCACAGUCUCCAGAACUGAAACAGGAAACGGAGGAAGUACCAAACAAGACAAACGAACUAUUAGAAGACGGUGUCACUGCCGAGGCUUACCAAGCAAACUAUUACAACUUGAAGGAGAAUGACUACAAGACAAAGUUUGUCAAGGCGACAAUAAUCAACGCCGGGGUUGAUCUCAACAAUGCUUUCAUCGAGUUGCCCAAAUCAGACCAGGCAAAGAAACGAUUCAAGGAUGUUGAGAUCAUGUCGCUAAGUCAGUUUAAGUCCACCAGGUUCAGCAAACUCGUUCGGCCCAGGUACCAAAAAUACUUGGAAGACCACAACAAGUCGAUGAAGAAGAAGAAUUUCAACAAGACCAAGAUUGAGGUGAAGCCAUACACGGAUAAUUUAAAGCACAAGUUUAACGGGAUUUCAAAAUUGUCGUUGUUCAUCACCACCACUGACGAGUCGCUAGUUAUUCCAGAAAACACCCCUAUAAUUGAAUACCUUGGCGAGAUUGGGUUGUUUAGGGACUACUGCCGCGACAAAGUGAAUCAAUACUCUUUGUGGGGCACGACCAAGCCCAAGGUGUUGAAGACGACGAUACCAGGCAAGGAGAAAUCAAUAGACUUGGUUUUGGACUCGCGGUUUGUUGGAAAUGAAAGUCGUUUUAUACGCAAGUCGUGCUUGUCCUCGGUGAAUUGCGAAAUCCAGACUGUUUAUAUACCGGAACAGAGCAGAUUUAAAUUCAUCGUUGUGACGUCACGACCGAUUGUGUUGAAGGCAGAACAUGCAGACGAAGAAUUGAGGCUCCCCUGGGACUGGGACACUCAACACCCUAUUUUGAAAUUGUACGAGAACAACAGCCUGGAGAAGUUUGAAAACUUGACCAACGAGGAAAAAUCUGCAUUGAUCACCUAUGUAGACAAUAUCUUGCAUUUUGUAGAGUGUGGGUGCUCGACAAACUCGAAUUUCAACAAUUGUGCCAUUUUCAAAAUCAAAAAGGCGACUAGUUACUUGAUGAGGUCUACUAGGAAAGCGUCGAGUAUCAGCAAUAUCAACUUGAGUAAAUCAAAAGAUGAGUUGGUCUUGCCUCGGCCUGCCAAAAAAUACGUUAGCUGGGAUGAGAGAAUGAAGCAACGAAACGUGGACUUGCAGGCAAAGUUGCUUUCGAGAAAGCCGAGCGUGGAGAAGGAAAACAACAAUAGCAAUAACAAUAAUAAUGUAACUGAUGUCACAGAAGUUGCCGAAGAGGAAAUGGAUGCAAAACCAGCGGGAUUAUUCAAGCAUCCCUACAAGCAGGAGCUACUAAUGCAAGUCAGGAACGAGAAAUAUGCAAUGAUGACGCCCUUGUCAAAAAACUACCAAGAGGAAAGCCACGAUGUGAAAGUAGCAGACGAAAACGCCGAGUUUAUCCCUAUACCUAUUGUUCCUGAACUCAAAGCCAAGAUAGAGGCCGAGUUGAACGAAACUUUGGUUGCACUAGAGUCCAACAACCCAGAGAAGGCCGCUGAUCUACAUGACAAUGUGUUGAAUGAUAAAACCAACACUUCCGAUCUCAAUGCUGGGGGAAGUAUAUUCCAUCGCGAUAGCACCAGCCGACAAAGCUCGAUUUCAAAAGCAGAAGACGCAAGCACCCUUCACACGACACCCAAAUCUGACACGGUCAGUGCACAUGUGAAGCCAAAGCCGGUCAAGAAGUUGUCCUUUGCUGACUACAAGAAGAAAAUGAAGUAG